GGGAUGGGGGGCCCAGGCCCCUUCCUUCCACGUCAUCCUGGAAGACUUCCCGGAGGAGGCGUCUGUGCCGAGCCUGGAGGACGCGGUCAGGUCCAGGAACAGCACGGCGGAGGCGAGAGGGGACCGCUGACCCAGGCAGGGUGAGCCGGGCGGCAGAUACAGCGGAUGUGCGGGCCUCCCGGCGCGGGAGGCAGCCAGGGUUAAUCAUUUGCAGGCGGCCUUGACCGUCACCCUGCUCCCGCGUCCCGCAGCUCCUCACGCCAGCCCAGGAGGAGCCAUGGGGCGCUGGGCCCGGGUCGCCGGCCCUUGCCCCUCGCCCGGGCCAGCCCUGCUGCUGCUGCUGCUGCUGCUGCCUCGCGGGGCGCAGCCCCAGGCUGCCAGGAGCCAAAGGGAGCCCCCAGGACACAACGCCACAGUGACUCCUGUGACCCUUGUAACCUCGGCGACCCCCAGCACUGCAGCCGCAGGAGCACCCCAGGCAGAGGGGCCCCCUGGUGGCGGGCUCACCCCCCUGCCCAGGGGAGCCCCCUCCAACAGCCCUGGGGGCACAGUGCUCACCGAGGCCGGGCAGCCCUGCAGGUUCCCCUUCCGCUACGGCGGCCGCAUGCUGCAUUCCUGCACUGCAGAGGGAAGCGCCCACAGGAAGUGGUGUGCCACGACCCACAACUACGACCGGGACCGGGCCUGGGGCUACUGUGUGCAGGACCCCGCUCCCCAGGGGCGCCCAGCCCCCCGGGACCCCUGUGCCUCCGGCCCCUGCCUCCACGGGGGCUCAUGCGCCAGCACGCAGGACCCCGAGUCGUACCACUGCACCUGCCCCGCGGCCUUCACCGGCCAGGACUGCGGCACAGAGAAGUGCUUUGACGAGAGCCGCUACGAGUACCUGGAGCCAGGCGAUCGCUGGGCCCGCGUGCACCAGGGCCGCGUGGAGCGGUGCGAGUGUGCGGGGGGCCAGGUCCGCUGCGAGGGGACCCGCCACACAGCUUGCCUGAGCAGCCCCUGCCUGAACGGGGGCUCCUGCCACCUGAUCGUGGCCACCGGCACCACCGUCUGUGCCUGCCCCCCAGACUAUGCCGGGCGGCUCUGCAACAUCGUGCCCGCCCAGCGCUGCUUCGUGGGGACAGGCACGGAGUAUCGAGGCGUGGCCAGCACAGCGGCCUCAGGCCUCAGCUGCCUGGCCUGGAACUCCGACCUGCUCUACCAGGAGCUGCACGUGGACUCCGUGGGCGCUGCGGCCCUCCUGGGCCUGGGCCCCCACGCCUACUGCCGGAACCCAGACAAGGACGAGAGGCCCUGGUGCUACGUGGUGAAGGACAGCGCCCUCUCCUGGGAGUACUGCCGCCUGGCGGCCUGCGGUGCGCGCAGCAGCCAGAGAUGGUCUCGGGAGGAGCAGGAAUCCCUUGCCAGGAUUCAGCCCCCGCCCACCGAGGCCCUGCUGACCCUGCCUGGGCCCGCGGCUGCUGGGCCAGCUGGACGCCAGACCUGUGGCAAGAGGCACAAGAAGAGAACCUUCCUGCGGCCGCGCAUUAUUGGCGGCUCCUCCUCGCUGCCCGGCUCCCAUCCCUGGCUGGCCGCCAUCUACAUCGGGAACAACUUCUGUGCAGGGAGUCUCGUCCACACCUGCUGGGUGGUGUCUGCCGCCCACUGCUUCUCCAACAGCCCCCCCAGGGAAAGCGUCUCCGUGGUCUUGGGCCAGCACUUCUUCAACCGCACGACGGACGUGACACAGACGUUUGGCAUAGAGAAGUACAUCCCGUACCCACUGUACUCCGUGUUCAACCCCAGUGACCACGACCUUGGGAGACUCCGGUGGGCCGCUGGCCUGCGAGAAGAACGGUGUGGCCUACCUGUAUGGCAUCAUCAGCUGGGGCGACGGCUGCGGGAGGCUCAACAAGCCCGGCGUCUACACCCGCGUGGCCAACUACGUGGACUGGAUCAACGACCGGAUUCGCCCCCCCAAGCGACCUGCGAGUUCCUCCUGAGCCCCGCCCCCCUGCCCCCCGCCAUUCCCUUCUUGCUGCCAAUAAAGAUGUUUCCAAGACUCCGGGUCUACACUGCAGUUCCCCCUGCCCAAGCCCCCCAGCCCUGCCUUCCCUCCCAGGCCAUGACCCCCCCCAGCUUUGUGGAUGACGUGCCCUCAGGGCUGGGGGGCCCCCUGAGCCAGCACCCCAGUGGCCCUUCCUCAGUGGAGAAGGGAGCCUGCGACCCCAUCAGGAGGGGUCUGGCCCCACGGCCUGGAGACUCAGGUCAAGGGAUGCAGGAUGGGACCUUCUCCCCAGCCAGGCUGCUCUCAGACCCUCCUCUGCCCCGCCCUGACCCCCAAACUGCUCCGGCCACCCUGGCCUCCCUGUGUUCGUGAAACCGACCAGGCUCC
This is a messenger RNA of Cervus elaphus (red deer), 2374 nucleotides long. RefSeq names its product HGF activator (gene HGFAC). Gene Ontology annotation, biological process: blood coagulation; zymogen activation. Gene Ontology annotation, cellular component: rough endoplasmic reticulum; extracellular region. Lineage: Eukaryota; Metazoa; Chordata; Mammalia; Artiodactyla; Cervidae. The record is from RefSeq and is a predicted model, not a curated record. Gene Ontology annotation, molecular function: serine-type endopeptidase activity. The coding region runs from base 278 to 2359 and encodes 693 amino acids. The transcript has 12 exons.